Molecule: messenger RNA, 657 nt
Organism: Funneliformis caledonium
Lineage: Eukaryota; Fungi; Glomeromycota; Glomeromycetes; Glomerales; Glomeraceae
Source: the annotation of a GenBank genome assembly
AUGGAAAAUUUUAUUUCGCCUCCACCUAUGCCACCCCUUCCACCGCCACCAACACCUCCAGAUCCUCAAAUAAAUGCCUCAUCGUCAUCUAUCACAAAUUUAACCCAUAGUCCUAGCGCUAAUAUUCCCGAUGAAGAAACAACCAAACUUACCGAAACUCAAAAAAUGCUAAAACAGCUUUUCCAAGAUCCUUUACUUUCCGAUUUAACUAAAUACAUUAAUGACGAUAAAAGUAGCCAAACAUUACUCAAUAAGAGCACGAAUAAGAAUGUCUCUAAUACAAUAGAUGACAGUUCUUUGACUGCUGCGAUAAAUUCAUUAACACUCGAACAAGUCGAUACACUUAUUGCGUUAGAACUAGGUACCGCUUUUGAAAUUACCAUUCAAAGAGGUGGGCUUGAGCCUUUAAAAAUGGUAGUUCGACAAAAUGCUACAAUUGCAGAUAUAAAAAAUUUAAUUGUUUUACAGAUAUCAAGAGAUAUUAAAGAAGCAAAUAAAAAAAAAGGCAGAAAGAAUAGGAAGAUUAGACAAAAAUUGUUGGAAGAUAAAGCUAGAAUUCAAGAGAUUGGUAUUCGUAGUGGGAGCGUUUUAAAGUUCUCAAGAUACAACAGUAAAAUUAAGAAAGAAAAAAAUAGAACAGAACGCGAAAAAUAUUAG